GAAGCUAAGGUCUGGACAAAUCCUGGUGGAAGGCUUCAAAAAACCCAUGCUGAAAGCAUCUUGAGUGCAAACUGGUGUUCCGAUAAAGGCUUUUUAUCAUCGAUAACUGAAUAGCAGCAAAGGAGUCCUACUGUAUGUACUAGAGAGCUACAUGAUAUGGAGGAUGAAAUAACAGCAGAAUUAACUCAACAAGGUGUAAUGAACAUCAAGAGAAUCACUAUCAAAAAUGAAGAAUAAGUCAUUAAGACAGACUGCGUACUGCAAACAGAAGAAUAUUUGCUGCAACUGUAGAGGAGAAGGACAUGAACUAAGAUUACAAAACCAUCAAAAUGUUGCAAAUGUUCAGCAAACCACCCAGCUUCAACAAAAGAGUGUCCAACCAGGAUAAAAAUAAAAGAUAUCCAAAGAAUAAAAUGCAUUAAAAAGAUCAGCUAUAUCAAAGCAUGUAAAAGAGGACAUAGAACGUAUUCUGCUAUUGACCAAACCCUAUGCAAACCUGAAGAAAUAAUUGAUUUUUCAUGGCAAGUACGGAAGGAUCUCUGCGGGAGUGGCCACUAUCAACUGAGUAUAACAUCUACUGAAGAUCACAUUCAACAGGACUCAACAAGGUGGCAACUGAAAAAAUCACACUGAUAUAUCUUCAAAACACUAUGUUAUGAGAAAUUCAACAUAGACUGGAAAGAAAAUCAAGAUCCACUAAAAACACUCUGAUACAUUGUUCCAAAUAGCAGAAAUAUCUGUUCCAAAAUAUCAGCAAAAUCAUGCAGUCAGAAAAACCCAUUGUUUAACAAAGACUGCAAAAUAGCUAUUGCUGAUCAGAAGAAGACAGAAUGAAAAUUUAGGUAAAAAUCAUACAACAGAAAACCUUAUCGGACUGAAUAUCUGUACAGCACAAGCAUGAAGAACCAUUAAUAAAAACUAAGAGGCAAUGUUGAGAAAUAUAUCAAGCUUAUCAUCACAGACCCCAAUAAAGACAUUAUGGGACAUGGUACAAAAGAUAAAAAACAAGGAGGGAAUAUUAUAAGUACAACACAUUAAAGAUCAGGAUACUUUAUUGCCAAAGGAACAGGAGAUUGCUAAUAAACUGGUGGAGACUUUUGAAAGAAAUUCCUCAUUAGAAAAUGGUCAUCAAACAAAACAAGAAAAACUCGAAUUUGCUUGAAUUUACUACUUUAAAAAGGGAGAAAGUUUAAUUAGCCUUGUAAAACACUGAACCAUAUAACCAGCCUUUUACAAUGGAGGAACUCCUGAAAGGCAUUAAAAGCUCCAGUAACGCUGCAGUUGGACAUGACCAAAUUCAUUACCAGUUUCUGAAACACUUACCUGAUGAUGUAGUAAGGAUUCAACUGGAAAUCUUCAACAGAAUCUGGAAAUCGGGGGGAAACCCAGACUACUGAAAAGAAGUAAUUGUCAUACCAAACCAGAAAAAGAUCACAUUGAUUCAAACAAUUACUGUCCAAUAGCUCUAACCAGGUGCUUAUGCAAAACUAUGGAAUGAAUGAUUAAUCACCGGCCAGUGUGGGUGCUGGAAAAAGAACAAAAAAUCAGGUAAAAGCGCUCUUGGUCAUCUCCAAGAUUAGAAUCUUUCGUUUUAGGGUUUUAUCAAAAAAUACAGAACAUGUAGUUGCUGUAUUUUUUUAUUUAGAAAAAUCCUAUGACACAACAUGGAGAUAUCGUAUUUUAAAAGAUCAGUAUGAUAUGGGCCUCAGGAUAUAUGCCAAUUUUAUCUCCAAUUUUAUAUUCAAUUCAAUUUAUUUGUAUAGCGCUUUUAACAAUUCCCAUUGUCUCAAAACAGCUUUACAGAGGUAUGGAACUAAAAGGCUAGUGCCAGAAGGUGACACAGACAUGAGGGCUUUCUGGGAUGUAAAGCGUCCCACCAAUCCACAGUCUGCAAACCUGAGCGUCUUGCGAGGGUGGCAAGCCGACAGCGUCCAGACAUCCCAGUUCGCCAAACACUAUGCCCAUGAACCCUCCAGAUCUGCUCCUUUACCUAAGAAAAACUAUUCAUAAAAAGCUAGACUAAACAAAUGUGUUUUUAGCCUGGACAUAAACACAGACUGUGUCUGAGUCCUCUGUGAGAAAAAGCUCUGCCCCCUGCUGUAGCCUUUUGUGCUUUUGAAGUAGGUGAGAUCUCUCAGGUACUGUGGCUGGAGAACAUUAACUGCUUUAUAGUUUAGUAAUAGUAUUUUAUAAGUAAUGAGAAACUUGACUGGGAGCUAAUGCAAUGAGGAUAAGAUAGGAGUGAUCUGUUCACAUCUUCUGGUUCUAGUUAGGACGCUAGUUUCUGCGUUCUGGACUAACUAUAGCUUGUUUAUGCUCCUACUGGAACAUCCAGUGAGUAAAGCAUUACAAUAAUCCAACCAAAGGUAACAAAUGCAUGAACUAGUGCUUCUGCAUCAUGUGUGCUAGGUGCCUGCAUCAUAUUUCUUAUCUUAGCAAUAUUUCUGAGAUGAAAGAAGGCUACCCUUGUAACAGACCGUCCAUAGUAACUCUGUAAUCAGAAAGCUUACAUCUGGCUGCCUGUAUUUACCUAGUAAACGCACUUCUGUCUUGUUUGAUUUAAGCAGGAGGGAGUUAGUAAGCAUCAACGGUCUAAUGUCCUUCACACAAUCUUCAGUCUUAUUAAGCUGGUGACUCACAUCUGAUUUAGCUAAAACAUAUAGCUGCAUGUCAUCAGCAUAACAGUGGAAGCCAAUACCAUGUGUAUGAAUAAUUACAUACGGGAAAAGCAAUGGGCUUAAAACAGAACCUUGUGGAACACCGAACAUUACCUUAGUUUGUUUAAAGUGAUCAACAUUUAGAUCUACGAGCUGAUAUCAAGCCAUCAAAUAAGACCUGAUCCAGGAGAGGGCUGACCCUUUAACACCUUCAACAUGUUCUAGCCUAUCAAGUAGAAUAGCCUUGUCAAUGGUAUCAAAAGCUGCACUAAGAUCAAGUAAUACUAGCAACCCUGAUCAGAGGCCAGUAACAGGUCAUUUACAACUUUAACCAGGCCUAAAUUCUGACUGAUACAUUUCAUGAAUAUUAUUCCUAUGUAGGUCUGAGUAUAACUGCUGAGCUACAACUUUUUUAGGAUCUUUGAGAUAAAGUGGAGGUUUGAUAUUGGCCUUAUAGUUGGACAGCUGGCUUGGGGUGAGGUCAGGUUUUUUAAUCAAAGGUUUGAUAACUGCUAUCUUAAAAUAUUUCAGCACAUAGCCAGUGUUAAGGGAAGAAUUUAUUAUCUUUAGAAUGGGUUGGAAAGCUUCUGGUAAUAUCUGUUACGGUCUAAAUACUGAUCAAAAACAGAAAUAUUAUUUACAGCAUUAUCUAUUAAUUUGUUUAGUAUUAAAAUAAUGGUCUGAAAUCUUUGCCUGAUAUCAAUUAAUCCAUUGAAAUAAUUCAUGAAGUCAUUACUGGUACAAAUAGAUGGUAUGCGCUUUUCGACAGUGUUUUUUUUCCUAGUUAAUUUUGCUACAGUAUUAAAUAAAAAAUUUAGGAUUUUUUUUAUUAUCUUCAAUAAGGCUGGAGAAAUACACCGAUCUAGCAGCACUGAGAUCUUUUGUAGCUAUGAAGGCUUUCCAUCCAUCCAUCCAUCCAUCUUCUACCGCUUAUCCGGGGCCGGGUCGCGGGGGCAGCAGUCUGAGCAGGGACACCCAGACUUCCCUCUCCCCAGACACUUCCUCCAGCUCCUCCGGGGGAAUACCGAGGCGUUCCCAGGCCAGCCGAGAGACAUAGUCCCUCCAGCGUGUCCUAGGUCUUCCCCGGGGCCUCUUCCCGGUUGGACAUGCCCGGAACACCUCCCCAGGGAGGCGUCCAGGAGGCAUCCGGAACAGAUGCCCGAGCCACCUCAGCUGACUCCUCUCGAUGUGGAGGAGCAGCGGCUCUACUCUGAGCUCCUCCCGAGUGACCGAGCUCCUCACCCUAUCUCUAAGGGAGCGCCCAGCCACCCUGCGGAGGAAACUCAUUUCGGCCGCCUGUAUCCGGGAUCUUGUCCUUUCGGUCAUGACCCAAAGCUCAUGACCAUAGGUAAGGGUAGGAACGUAGAUCGACUGGUAAAUAGAGAGCUUCGCCUUGCGGCUCAGCUCUUUCUUCACCACAACAGACCGGUAUAUCGACCGCAUCACUGCAGAAGAUACACCGAUCCGCCUGUCGAUCUCCCGCUCCAUCCUUCCCUCACUCGUGAACAAGACCCCAAGAUACUUAAACUCCUCCACUUGAGGCAGGAGCUUUCCACCAACCCGAAGGGGACAAGCCACCCUUUUCCGGCUGAGAACCAUGGCCUCGGACUUGGAGGUGCUGAUUCUCAUCCCUGCCGCUUCACACUCGGCUGCAAACCGUCCCAGUGCACGCUGAAGGUCCUGAUUUGAAGAAGCCAACAGGACAACAUCAUCUGCAAAAAGCAGAGACGAAAUCCCGUGGUCCCCAAACCGGACUCCCUCCGGCCCCUGACUGCGCCUAGAAAUCCUGUCCAUAUAAAUAAUGAACAGGACCGGUGACAAAGGGCAGCCCUGCCGGAGUCCAACAUGCACCGGGAACAAGUCUGACUUACUGCCGGCAAUGCGAACCAAACUCCUGCUCCGGUCAUAUAGGGACCGAACAGCCCUUAGCAGAGGGCCCCGGACCCCAUACUCCCAGAGCACCCCCCACAGAUC
Tachysurus vachellii is the source of this 4631-nucleotide messenger RNA. RefSeq lists its product as uncharacterized. The transcript has 3 exons. Bases 3381 to 4346 code for a protein of 321 amino acids. NCBI's taxonomy places the organism in Eukaryota, Metazoa, Chordata, Actinopteri, Siluriformes, Bagridae. The record is from RefSeq and is a predicted model, not a curated record.